This is a messenger RNA of Galeopterus variegatus (Sunda flying lemur), 1272 nucleotides long. Its product is annotated as olfactory receptor 2G3-like. Gene Ontology annotation, molecular function: G protein-coupled receptor activity; olfactory receptor activity. The record is from RefSeq and is a predicted model, not a curated record. Gene Ontology annotation, cellular component: membrane. The coding region runs from base 1 to 1272 and encodes 423 amino acids. The transcript has 3 exons. Gene Ontology annotation, biological process: G protein-coupled receptor signaling pathway. NCBI's taxonomy places the organism in Eukaryota, Metazoa, Chordata, Mammalia, Dermoptera, Cynocephalidae.
AUGGCUACAGUUUCAGAAGGCUGCUUGCUCAGUGAUGGUGGCUGCCUGGUGGCUCGUAUGGUGGCAGUGAUUGCAGCAACAGCAGUUGCAGAAGCUGCCUGCUUGGCUGCAGUGUCCACAGUGGUGGCCUGCACAACUACAGUGCCUGCAGAAGCAGCAGGGUUACCUUGCAGUGGUGGCAGUGGUGUAGGUGGCUUGGCAGUGGGGGUUACCUCAUGGGGAGGAGGAGCAGAGGCACCAGUGGCUGUAACUGUCUCCCUCAUGUCUGCAGUGUCUGUAGCAGCAAUGGGGUUUCCUCAUGGGGGCAGCAGCAGUGCCAGCAACUGCAAAAGACUGAUGGAACAAAACAAUGAAACGUCUGGAGAUGAUUUUAUUUUGCUUGGUUUCUCAGACCAGCCCCAGUUGGAGGUCAUUCUUUUUGUGGUAGUUUUGAUAUCCUAUCUUCUGACCCUGGUGGGCAACACAGCCAUCAUCAUGGUCUCCUGCCUGGACUCCAAACUUCACACACCUAUGUAUUUCUUUCUCACAAAUCUCUCCUUCCUUGACCUUUGCUUCAGUACCAGCAUUGUCCCCCAGCUAUUGUGGAACAUGAAGGGACCAGCCAAGACCAUCACACACACUGGCUGUGCCAUACAACUCUAUGUGUCUCUCUCUGUGGGUUCCACAGAAUGUGUUCUCCUUACAAUCAUGGCAUUUGACCGCUACAUAGCUGUCUGCAGACCUCUCAAUUACAGUACUGUUAUGCACACAUCAUUUUGCAAGGCCUUAGCAGGAAUAGCCUGGCUAAGUGGAGUAGGAAACAGUCUCAUCCAAGGCACCAUCACCCUUCAGCUUCCUCGAUGUGGGCAUCGCCAUCUCCAGCACUUCCUGUGUGAGAUGCCUGCCAUGAUCAAUUUGGCAUGUGUUGAGAUUCAUGCGAAUGAAGUUCAGCUUUUUAUGGCCACGUUAGUUCUCCUCCUUCUUCCUAUGGCAUUAAUAUUGGUCUCCUAUGGAUUCAUUGUGCAAGCCAUUAUAAAAAUUAAAUCAGUCCAAGCUUGGCACAAGGCCCUAAGUACCUGUGGUUCUCAUCUAUUGGUGGUGUCCCUCUUCUUUGGGACCAGCUCAGCCAUAUAUAUUCAACCAAAGAUAUCCUAUGGCCACAGCCAGGGAAAGUUCCUCACACUCUUUUAUACUGUUGUGACUCCAACCCUCAACCCCCUCAUAUAUACUCUAAGGAACAAGGAUGUGAAAGGAGCCCUGAAGAGACUGCUGAGAAAAGAACAAAAUUCCUAA